This is a messenger RNA of Knipowitschia caucasica, 1104 nucleotides long. The record is from the annotation of a GenBank genome assembly. NCBI's taxonomy places the organism in Eukaryota, Metazoa, Chordata, Actinopteri, Gobiiformes, Gobiidae.
AUGGAAGAGCAACUUAUCGAGGCUGUAGAGCGAUGCCCCGAGCUAUACAGUCCUCAAAACCGAUACUACAAGGACCAAAAGACUCAACAUCCCCCAAAGCAACUUCGCCGGUUGUCUGUGUCCUGCGACUGCUCCACAGUAACACAUGUGGAGAGAGAGGAGAACCGCUGCCUGAGCCCGAACCUGAGCCCGAACCUGAGCCUGGACCUGAGCCUGGACCUGAGCCCGGACCUGAGCCCGGACCUGAGCCCGAACCUGAGCCCGAACCUGAGCCUGGACCUGAGCCCGGACCUGAGCCCGGACCUGAGCCCGGACCUGAGCCCGGACCUGAGCCCGGACCUGAGCCCGGACCUGAGCCCGGACCUGAGCCCGGACCUGAGCCCGGACCUGAGCCCGGACCUGAGCCCGGACCUGAGCCCGGACCUGAGCCCGGACCUGAGCCCGGACCUGAGCCCGGACCUGAGCCCGGACCAUGGACAGACGUCAGUUCACCGCCUCCUUGAUGGCGGGCGGCUGCGCUGGGAUGAAGCUGGAGGCUUCAGGAGGAUCUACGCAGGAGUCCCCACGGCCGCCAUCGGCUCCUUCCCCAACGCCGCUGCGUUCUUCGUCACCUAUGAAAGCACCAAGUCCCUGCUGGGGGCUGCUGGGCUCCUCGCGGCCCCCCACCUGGCACCUGUCACUCACAUGUUCGCAGCCUCCCUCGGAGAAGUGCUAGGGGACUACAGGGUCCAGCUAGGGGACUACAGGGUCCAGCUAGGGGACUACAGGGUCCAGCUGGGGGACUACAGGGUCCAGCUGGGGGACUACAGGGUCCAGCUGGGGGACUACAGGGUCCAGCUGGGGGACUACAGAGUCCUUCCUCAGGCCCUCCGGGCCCUAGCUCUGGGCCCUAGCUCUGGCCCCCAGCUCCGGACCCCAGCGUUCUGCACUUUAGCAAAGGGAUUCGGCCUCAAAACCAUUCAGCAGCUCUGCAAUUUCCUCCAGCCAUGUUUCAAUCCUUGGCCGUGCAGAGUCCACUCCAUAUGGAGGCCUUUGGAGAUGGUGGUGGGGGGUGGAAAAGAAGGGGCCCCUCUGCGCUACACCUCCGCAGCAGAGCCUUCUUAA